UUUUUUUUUGUUACACAAAUGACAAUGUGUGUUCUUUUAUGAGGACAUAACAUUUGUAUUUUGUAGGUCAUGGUCUUUUGUUGCUGAUCACCUAAUUUCAGACAAAUUCAAAUAGUAUAUAUUGUUCAAUCAUUGUGUUUGCACUCAACUACACAAGACUUGAGCUUUAAUGUUAUAACUUACAAUAUUUUAAAAAUUACUAUCUUCCACAUCAUAAUGCUGAACACAGGAAAAUUGUCUGGACUGACUUUGUUCAUUACUGGUGGGAGUCGGGGUAUUGGUAAGGCAAUAGCCUUAAAAGCAGCUAGGGAUGGUGCUAACAUUGUUAUUGCUGCUAAAACCGCUGAGCCUCAUCCAAAAUUACCAGGAACUAUAUACACAGCUGCUAAAGAAAUUGAGGAAGCUGGAGGAAAAUGUUUACCUUGUGUAGUGGAUGUAAGAGACGAAAGUCAAAUAGCAGAUGCUGUUAACAAAUCAAUUGGCAAAUUUGGAGGUAUUGAUAUAGUUGUUAACAAUGCAAGUGCAAUUUCAUUGACUCCUACAUUAGAUACAGAGAUGAAGAGAUACGAUUUAAUGCACAAUAUCAACACAAGAGGAACAUUUUUAGUAUCAAAGAUGUGUAUACCUCAUCUGAAAAAAAGCAAACACGCACAUAUUUUAAACAUUAGUCCUCCAUUAAACAUGAAUCCUAAUUGGUUUAGAGACCAUGUUGCUUAUACAAUGGCUAAAUAUGGAAUGUCAAUGUGUGUAUUAGGAAUGGCUGCUGAGCUUAGAGCAGAUAACAUUGCUGUAAAUGCUUUAUGGCCAAAAACUGCUAUAUACACUGCAGCUGUUGAAAUGUUAUCUGGCUCAACUGAAGCAAAAAAGUUAUCUCGUAAUCCAGAAAUUAUGGCAGAUGCUGCUUAUGCUGUACUUAGUAGGUCUGUUGAAAAUUGUACUGGGCAGUUCCUAGUCGAUGAUGAAGUGCUACGACAAGAAGGAAUUACUGAUUUGAACCAAUAUGCCAGUGAUCCAAGCUAUAAAGGAGAUUUAAUGAUGGACUUCUUCUUGGAUGAAGCUCCUCAUGACGGUUUCAAUCAAGGAAAGAAAAAAUCUCAACAAACUAAAAAAUCAGAUGGAAAAGAUAAUAUUGAGGGUAUAUUCGCAAAAAUCAAUUCACAUUUGACUCCAGAAAUAGCUAAAGGAACAAAUGCUUGUUUCUUGUUUGUAGUAAAAGGAGAUGAGGAUAGAACUUACUAUGUAGAUCUAACUGGAAAUGGUGCAGCUGGAAAAGGUAAACCAACUACAAAACCAGAUGCUACUUUAACAAUGGAAGCUGAUAAAAUAGAAGAAUUAUUUGAUGGAAAGCUAAAAGCUGCCGACGCUUAUAUGUCUGGUAAACUUAAGAUCAGCGGAAGUUUAAUGAAAGCAAUGAAAUUGGAGAAACUUAUGAAAUUACUUAAAGCUAAAUAUUAAGUUUUUUUUUUCAUGUAAAAAGUAAGUAUACCGUGUUUGAGGGAAUAUUUUAUAUUUAAACUUAAUUGCAUAAUCACAUGUAUGUUGCAUUAAACAAUUAAAAACUAGCCAUUGUUUUACCAAAUUUCAAUAUUUUUUACAA
This is a messenger RNA of Diuraphis noxia (Russian wheat aphid), 1597 nucleotides long. RefSeq names its product Hydroxysteroid dehydrogenase like 2 (gene Hsdl2). Gene Ontology annotation, cellular component: mitochondrion. The record is from RefSeq and is a predicted model, not a curated record. NCBI's taxonomy places the organism in Eukaryota, Metazoa, Arthropoda, Insecta, Hemiptera, Aphididae.